Messenger RNA from Puccinia graminis f. sp. tritici CRL 75-36-700-3, 354 nucleotides. RefSeq lists its product as uncharacterized. The coding region runs from base 1 to 354 and encodes 117 amino acids. The transcript has a single exon. Lineage: Eukaryota; Fungi; Basidiomycota; Pucciniomycetes; Pucciniales; Pucciniaceae. The record is from RefSeq and is a predicted model, not a curated record.
AUGCGCACUGUUCACGAGUCAGAUUAUCCAAUCUGUCCUAUCGGUGCUCCGGGGCGUGACUUCAGCCACCACCGGAGGCCACCACCGAAGCCGGUUGCCAAGCCCCGUCCUACCCUUCCCUCAUCAGGAUCAGCUCGCCCCCAAGGCAUGGUCUUUUCCAUCGAUGAUCUUCCCCAAGAUCUGAAGAAUAUCGGAGGAACUGGACUACCUUCAGUUGCCAAUCGCCUCUCUGCUCCCCUCUCCCCCCAAGCUCGAGCUUCACGGGCAAAGGGCGUGAUUUUCAACGUCGAUGAACUUCCUCAAGACCUUAAGGAACUCGCAGCGGCUCAUGCUACCAAGGCUAAGCCCACUUGA